Puccinia graminis f. sp. tritici CRL 75-36-700-3 is the source of this 204-nucleotide messenger RNA. RefSeq lists its product as uncharacterized. Lineage: Eukaryota; Fungi; Basidiomycota; Pucciniomycetes; Pucciniales; Pucciniaceae. The transcript has 2 exons. The record is from RefSeq and is a predicted model, not a curated record. The coding region runs from base 1 to 204 and encodes 67 amino acids.
AUGUCACAAUGGCCUUUUUUAAUGGUGAAAGACUCAAGUGGAGGACUUUACGUCGACACCCGAAUCACUUUUGGCGGGGUCGCUGGGUGCGGCUCUUUUGGCGUACCCGCGGACGCGUGGAAACGCAUCAUGGAGCACGAAUUUGACGUUAUUAAGAUAUUUAGAUGGGUGGACGAUAACCUUUUCAUCAAAAGUAACAUCUAG